Molecule: messenger RNA, 2572 nt
Organism: Phasianus colchicus (ring-necked pheasant)
Lineage: Eukaryota; Metazoa; Chordata; Aves; Galliformes; Phasianidae
Source: RefSeq, a predicted model, not a curated record
CACGGCCAGGCCGGAUGCCCCGUUUAGGAAUAAAGGAGGCAGCUCUGAACGUCACGGCGAUCCCCCGGCACCGAGCAGGCAGCCCGGGUUCGGGCGCUGUUCGCACCGGGGCGGAGCGCGGCGGCGGCUUCCGGCGGCCCCGGUCAGGUUGCGAAAGGGGCAGUUCUGGCAUAUAUCUGAUCUGCACUUAGAUCCAACUUACCACAUCACUCCUGAUCGCACCAAAGUUUGUUCUUCUUCCAAAGGAGCCAAUGCCUCUAACCCAGGCCCUUUUGGAGACUUUUUAUGUGAUUCUCCUUAUGAACUUAUUUUGUCAGCAUUUACAUUCAUGAAGGAUUCAAAACAGCAGGCUUCAUUCAUGAUUUGGACAGGAGAUAGCCCUCCUCAUGUUCCAGUGGAAGAACUCUCCACAAAGUUGGUCAUUAAUAUCAUUGGCAAUAUGAGUUCUACAAUUCAUAGUUUCUUUCCAGAUCUUCAGGUUUUUCCAGCCUUGGGAAAUCAUGAUUACUGGCCACAGGAUCAGCUUCCUGUAACCACCAGUGAAGUUUACGAUGCUGUAGCAGAUUUCUGGAAGCCUUGGCUAACUGAUGAAGCCAUCAGUACUUUCAGAAAAGGUGGCUUUUACACACAACUGUUUGAAUCAAAUGUGAGCUCUGAACCACUCAGGAUAAUCAGUUUGAACACAAAUUUGUAUUACAGCCCAAACCAUGUGACUGUGAAUAUUACAGACCCAGCCAACCAGUUGGCCUGGCUGGAGGGAAUACUAGAAGCCUCUUCACAAAAGAAGGAAAAGGUAUAUGUAAUAGGACAUGUACCAGUAGGAUACUUGCCGUUUGCAAGGAAUACUACAGCUAUCAGAGAAUAUUACAAUGAGAGACUGGUAAAAAUUUUUCGCAAAUACAGUAGUGUUAUUGCUGGGCAAUUUUUUGGACACACACAUAGAGAUAGUAUCAUGGUCCUCCUGGAUGAAGAAGAAAAGCCAGUAAAUUCCUUGUUUGUGGCACCUGCUGUAACCCCAGUGAAGAAUGUAUGGCAAAUGGAGUCCAAUAACCCAGGUGUCAGAUUGUAUCAAUAUGAUCUCCUUAAUUAUAGCUUGCUGGAUCUUUGGCAGUUUUACUUGGACCUCAGAGAUGCCAACAAGAAAAAUGAAUCGAACUGGAAAUUAGAAUACAUCUUGACUAAAGCUUACGGCAUUGAAGACUUGAAGCCAGAAAGUUUAUAUGAAAUGGCCAAGCAGUUGUCUGUGCCACAUAGCAUGUUGUUUGAGCAGUAUUAUAAUAACUUCAUUGUGAGUUAUAACAAAACCAUUGUCUGUGAAGAGGGGUGCAAGACCUGCCAAAUAUGUGCAAUCCAAUAUCUGGAUUAUUCCUCAUACACAGAUUGUAUCAAUCGGGAAGAAGCAUGGCGAUGAAGUCUCCAAUGCAAUUUAUGCUAAAGUUAACCAGAGCCUUUGAUUUAAAGAAUCCUCUCACUCAAGCUCUGAUGCACUGGCACGUAACCUGUGGGACUUCUCUGAGUUUCAGGGGAGUCAUAAAUCUCUCUAGAUCUUCUUGUAAUCACAUUUUCCUUCCAUAUCCAAAUGAAAGUUUAUGGCUAUUCAGGCAUGAGAUUUAUAUAGGGGCAGAUUUCAGUCAUCUCAGAUAUUUUCAAAGCAAAAUUUGUAAAACCUGUGUUUGUUGAGGCUGGAGUGCAGUUACCUUGUUGAUAUGAUGCCACUAUUAGGCAUCUUUCUGUCCCUGUGCCAAGUUUCCUUUUCUAUCUUAAGCUGUUAAAUCCAGCUCUGUUUAGAGGCAUGUUCUAAUGUCAGCAUCAGUGUGACUUAAUGGAUCACAAAACUGCAAACUGAAAAUGCUUAGUGUAAUUUCAGAAUAAGUGUCCAGCACCAAGUGCCUCUUUCCUGUAAUAGGGCUGUGUGUAUUAGUACUGCUUUCAAGCAGUCAGCUGCUAUAAGAUUUUGCAGCACACUGUGAAUUAGGUUUAAAUUGAUCAGUAACAAUCAUUAGACAAAGCAUGUACAUACUAUGUCCAGUACAUGUAAACACAUACUCGUCAUGAUAUUUUUUGGGUUUCUCAGGUUACUUUUUUCAAAGAGCACUCUAUUUCUUAAUGUGAAGCUUAUAAUAUGUAUCAAUUUACAAGUGCACAGACCAUUUAUUGUGAUUGUGUGUGCAAGAUGAUAAUAUUAAAAAGACAGUUUUUCUGCAGUAUGUAACCAAGAACAGUGAGUUAACAGGAAUUUUUUGCAGACUGUGUGAGGAAGUACAGAAAAAUUUCAGUGGUAAAAGGUGAUGAUUCCCUCUAUAUUGAAUAUGUUUCUUGGUUGAGUUUUUCAUGGUUGUGUUCAUUAAAAAAUGCUUCUGUUACCAGUGUCACUUCUCCAAGGGCAAGCAAAGUUAUGGGUGGAUAGUAUGCAGGCAAUAAUAGGACAGCUGAGAUUGCUCCAGUUUGUCAGAUGGGUUUUGUUCAAUUCAGUUUUGUGCUUUGGACGACUGUCUCUUUCAUUGUUCUGGGUUUUUUGCUUUGUUUUGUUUUUUUCUGACUUCUGUUUAAACUUAAUACUACCAAAAAAAAA